CUACUUUUCCGAUUUAGUGACCACCCAAUGAAGAGGGAGAACCACACUCUCACCACUGAGUUUGUUUUGCAAGGUUUCUCCAGCUUCCACGAGCACCAGCUCACUCUUUUUGUGGUAUUUCUUACACUGUACAUCUUAACCCUAGCAGGUAAUAUAAUCAUUGUGACCAUUAUCCGUAUUGAUCAUCAUCUCCACACCCCCAUGUACUUCUUCCUCAGCAUGCUGUCCACUUCAGAGACUACAUAUACAGUGGUCAUUCCCCCAAGGAUGCUAUCCAGCCUCGUGGAUAUAAGCCGGUCUAUCUCACGCGGUUGUGCCACACAGAUGUUCUUUUUUGUAACCUUUGGGAUCACUAACUGCUUCCUGCUCACAGCAAUGGGAUAUGACUGAUAUGUGGCCAUCUGCAACCCCCUGAGAUACACAGUCAUUAUGAACAAGAGGGUGUGCAACCAGCUGGUGUGGAGGGCCUGCAGCAUUGGGCUGAUUGUAGCUAUGACACAGGUGACACCUGUAUUCAGGUUACUUUUCUGUGCAACAAAGGUGGCCCACUUCUGUGACAUCCGACCUGUGAUGAAGCUAUCCUGCAUUGACAUGACUGCCAAUGAGAUUCUGACUUUGAUCAUCAGUGUUUUGGUGCUCGUUGUGCCUAUGGGUCUGCUCUUCAUCUCUUAAAUCCUCGUUAUCUCUACAAUCCUCAAGAUCGCCUCAGCCGAGGGCAGGAAGAAGGCCUUUGCUACCUGCGCCUCCCACCUAACUGUGGUCAUUGUGCACUAUGGCUGUGCCUCCAUUGCCUACCCCAAGCCCAAGUCAGAGAACACCAAGGAUCAGGAUCAGCUAAUCUCAGUGACCUACACUGUGAUCACCUCCCUACUGAACCCUGUGGUGUACACCCCAAGGAACAAAGAGGUCAAGGAUGCUCUGCUCUGGGCCAUUGGAAGGAAGCUUUCCUAA
This is a messenger RNA of Physeter macrocephalus (sperm whale), 951 nucleotides long. RefSeq names its product olfactory receptor 10J1-like. Lineage: Eukaryota; Metazoa; Chordata; Mammalia; Artiodactyla; Physeteridae. Gene Ontology annotation, cellular component: plasma membrane. Gene Ontology annotation, molecular function: olfactory receptor activity; G protein-coupled receptor activity. Gene Ontology annotation, biological process: detection of chemical stimulus involved in sensory perception of smell; G protein-coupled receptor signaling pathway. The record is from RefSeq and is a predicted model, not a curated record.